CACAAACACCUCACACCACUCAAUGACUCGUCUGGUUGGACUUGGAGCAUUGAGGGUUCCCAAUGUCAGCCAACCAUGCGCCACUGUUGAACUCGGCAUAAACCUCGCUAAUCUGGCCAGAUGGAGUGAUGGUGAAAGUGUCGAUACCCUUCACCUCGUAUUGACCAGAUCCUAUCCCCUUUCCAACCCAGCGCCAGGCAAUCUUGUUGCAAGUGUAGAAGAUGUCGAGCGUAGUCACCGUUGGAAUUGGUGGCUGCGCUCCCUGACCUGCGAGGAAGGCCGCCUUGCUGGGGAAUGUCACGCCGCUGAUCUGUUCAACUAUUAGUUCACGACGUUCUCAAACAAUCGAAGGAAAAGAAUGAUGCAGACAUUUUGGCUGGCCAGGAGAUUGAUAGAGCCGCUAGUGUCGGUGAAAGAGUCGGCAAGCAGAGCAUUAGCCUUGGAGGCAAAAUCGGCUGCUUGAGGAGCAGUCAAGAGAGAGGCAAAAGUGUUGACGAUCGAUGUUGCUUGAGCAGGACUGAGGCAUGCAGUAUGGGUAGGAGCAGUGUAUCCGAGGCAAGAACAUGCGCUGCUGUAUCGCACAGAGCCACCACAAGCUGAAGCGUAUGUUGGCACUGUUGGAGUGGGAAUGGGACUCAUGAAGGCAGAACAAUCGGCCUGUCGAGUAGCCAGCGGUUGUUGUGCUCCAGUGCCCGUGAUGGCCCUAAGGAACUGUUAGGGUCUUGAAAGGAAUCUGAGUUCCAUUCGUACCUUUGCGCAAUUAUCCGCGUUGCAGACACCGCGAGCCUCGAGGAAAGGGUUGGCAUUGGCGAAGGUCAGCGAAGUAGCAAGGGUGAACAACAAAGCUUUCAUGGUGGAGGGCAUC
This is a messenger RNA of Exophiala dermatitidis NIH/UT8656, 865 nucleotides long. RefSeq lists its product as uncharacterized. The coding region runs from base 23 to 325 and encodes 100 amino acids. Lineage: Eukaryota; Fungi; Ascomycota; Eurotiomycetes; Chaetothyriales; Herpotrichiellaceae. The transcript has a single exon. The record is from RefSeq and is a predicted model, not a curated record.